AUGGAUCAUCCGCCAUCUCCUAAUCGAGGCCACGCUCAUUUGAUUCAGGAAGGCCACUCACCUUCGUCUCCCCCAGGACCUCCUGCUGGUCACCACAUGGGAAUGCCACCAGAAGCAAUGGGCUCAGGUUACAGAGGCAUGCCACCUGGUUCUUACGGUCAUCCUCCGGGAUAUCCACCGUAUCAGGGUCACAGUGGAGCUCCUCCACAAAGUCCAUACGGAGCAUCGGGACCAUCCCCACAUCAUGGUCACGCUUACACAAGAGGCCAGCCUACACCAGGAGGAUUCCCAGGAGCUUCUUACCCUCCUCCGCAUCAAUCUCCUUCCUAUCCACCCUAUGGAUAUCACCCUGGCGCACCUGUUCCACCGGGAGCUGGUCGUCUUUCUUACUACGGCUACGAAGGAGGUUAUCCCGGACAGCCUGGCCAACCCGGACAGCCUGUUCGUCCUGGUUCUUCUCCGUACCGAAGUCCGCCAACAAUGCCCGGAAGACCAGUGGCUCCCGCUUCGUCUCCCGAAGCUACACAGCAAGCAUCGCCCUACUCAUCUCCUACAUCUAGUCCCCAAGGCUCUGUUCCAAAGGCAAGCCCGGAACGAUCUCCAGAAUCAACUUCCCAAUCGUCAGCCGUCAAAAAGCUAGCGAACAAUACCGAAGUGGAACGUCUACGAGCCGCUGCUGCCCAAGAACUGACUACGGAAGAAGUCCGGCCCAUUGAAACCGACUUUCAUUUCUUUGUCAAGGACAAUUUGGAACAAUACAAGAAACUUGCGGAAGAUCAAGUUCGAAAAUCGACCAACAACGAGAGCGGAGAACUGGAUCCCUUUUUGGUCAAUACCAAUCUCAACAGUCGUCUUUUGGCCGCCUGGGAAAAGGGCACUCAAGAUAACCGCGAUAUCUACCGCAAGAAGGAAGAAGACGAUCGCAUCCGCUUCAUGGCCGAAGAUGAAAUCGCCUCUCGCCACUGUGCAACGCUGACGGCCAGAGGAAAGUCUCCUCGUGAGACUACGCUCAAGAAGAAGGAAGAGCAACGCCAAGAAAGCGAUUCCAAGUCUCCUAAUCGAGAUUCUCCCAUGGCCAAGUCGGUCAUACCAUCUGCAAACGCGGGGCCCUCAUCUCCACGAGCUGCUGCAGCCGACUCAGAACCCCCCAAACGGAGUAGUGACACCGUCGAAGCGACUUCCAUCAAGGAUACCACCUCCGAGGUGUCCACCGGCAUACCCAAAGAACCAGCCGCAACAUCACAGGCGGAAGAUGAAGAAAUGUCUGAGUCUCCUCAGAAAAAGAGUCGAAUUUCCGAAACGACAGAAGCUUCAUAA
Molecule: messenger RNA, 1317 nt
Organism: Cylindrotheca closterium
Lineage: Eukaryota; Bacillariophyta; Bacillariophyceae; Bacillariales; Bacillariaceae
Source: the annotation of a GenBank genome assembly